AUGAAGGAAGAUUGACCGCACGGACCUCAGUUGUGCGCUAAACUUUGCAAACGUCGGGCUACUCGGUCCGCGGAUCUUUCGAAAAAUCACUCGAAAAAUCAGUCGAAAAAUCAGCCGAAAAAUCAGCCGAAAUGGAGUCAAUCAACUUGGUGAUCUACAUGGUCCUGCUGAUGUCACCGCUACUCGGGGGAAGCCAAGCACUGCCCUAUCGCUCGCCCGCAUAUCUGUACGAUCAGCAGUUCUGCAUGGAUACGGUGACGGGCCAGAACCUUUACAUAGGCGAGGUCCUCACGCGAAAGGACCACUGCGUCCGGGUACAGUGCCUGGAGACGCUGCAGCUCUGGGAGGACAGCUGCCAGGUGCCCAAGCUGACCAAGGGCGACUGCAAGCCGGUGGCAGCCACGGAGGAGAGCACGGAGUAUCCCCGCUGCUGCCCACUGUACGAGUGCAGGAGCUACGAGAGCCAUGCCGGUGGCAACCUGGAGCAGAUCAACACGUACGACCACUACGGAACCCUGCGAUCCUCACAUGUCUCCGAGUUCCUGGUCAUCGACCAGAGAGGCCGCCCCAGGGAAGAGAUUCCCUCGGCGCCGGCGAGAAAGUAUGUGGUGUGAAGAGUCACCCGGAAAUGCCCACUGUACGUCGCCUUUGGUUAGUUAGUAAUGUUUAUUUAAUUUUGGUAUCAGAAGAACAAAGGAAAGGUUGUUGCCGAAGAGGAACUACGUUUUUGUGUUUAUAAAAAUCAAUAAAUCAAUUUAUAACCACAAAAA
Messenger RNA from Drosophila biarmipes, 770 nucleotides. RefSeq lists its product as uncharacterized. Bases 132 to 614 code for a protein of 160 amino acids. The record is from RefSeq and is a predicted model, not a curated record. The transcript is spliced from 3 exons. Lineage: Eukaryota; Metazoa; Arthropoda; Insecta; Diptera; Drosophilidae.